AUGGACGACCUGUUCGGCAAGAAGAAGGAGGUGGUCCCCAUUCUGGACCUGUCCCGGUCGACGGCGACCACCCGGGAAGAGUUCAAGAAGAUGUACGAAAAGGUGCCGGACUACAAGACGCGUCCGAUAAAGGUGCGGCCGGAGGAGAUUCGGUUCAAGGAUAAGGACACCAGCUACAAGAUGCCCAAGAAGGAGCUGAAGAUGCUGCUCAAGAACGGGGGCGAUCGGGACAAGCUGUACACGUACAUGGAUCCGAUUCCGACGGAGAUGCGGAAUUUGGUGAUUAUGGAGUUGUGCAGCGUGUCGAUCGACUGGAAGAUGCUGACGCCGCAGCGGCCAAAAACGAAGAUUGAGGAGGAGUACUUUAGCAAACUGGUGGAGCUCGGCAAGCUGCAGAUAAAAACCGAGCAACGCGAUAAGCGUGAGAACCAGCUCUCGUCGUCGGUGCGCAAGGUGAAGAACAAAUCCGGCAUCAUCGAGUCGCGGAUCUUCACGUGCAACGAGUGCGCCGAGGAGUUUUGCAACGGCAAGGUGUGUCUGGACUUUAACUACGACCUGUACACGCGGAUCGCACCGAAGGCGCCGAUCGUGAAGACGAACUCGCAGCAGCAGAUCAGCACCACGAAGAUACUGGCAGAGCUGAACCAGAAGAGCAUCGACAGCGGAAGCGGGGGGAGUACGUCGAAGAAGAGUGGAAUUGGGGGUGGCGGGAGGAGGUCGAUCCGGAGAAAGUCCAAGACGCGGUCCAAGUCGGCGGAGGAGGACGAUGGCAAUCAGAGUGGGGGUGGUGGGGGAGGAGGGGGAGCAGCUGGGGGUGGAGGGAAGAAGAAGACUAAGAAAUCGUCCAGGAGUAAAAGUCCGGGGAAGUAGUGAAGAAGGACAGGGGGAGAAUCAGGACCCUUUUCGAAAGUUACCUCUUUGUAGUCUCGUUUACGGUAUUAAAGCUAUUAUGAAAAAGUGUGUGUGAUCUUUUUUGUGAAAGA
Messenger RNA from Culex pipiens pallens (northern house mosquito), 983 nucleotides. RefSeq lists its product as uncharacterized. The coding region runs from base 1 to 870 and encodes 289 amino acids. NCBI's taxonomy places the organism in Eukaryota, Metazoa, Arthropoda, Insecta, Diptera, Culicidae. The transcript has 2 exons. The record is from RefSeq and is a predicted model, not a curated record.